CAUAAUACGUCGACGGCACAGCGAUUGGUUCCCCAUCCACCCUGCCCCUAAGUUUUUCUCUCAUUGCUGCUCCUUUUAUGAACACAUUUCUAAUACUGGUUUCCUUUGCAUACAGCUUUCAGUUUAGCUUAAAGGUGUGUGGGUGUGUCGCUUUAACCAAGUGCUUUAAAAAAAUAAUAAUUAUGACUACAGUUUAAAUUACAAAAUAACAUGGCUGUUUGGACACGGGCUGAUAAGAAUGGACUUCUGGAACUUUUGCUCCGGGACCGCUGGAUUCGAGUAUUGGCAGAACUCACCCGGGAAACACUCACCCUCACAGCUGAUGCUGAACCAGGGCAUGCAGGUGAUAUGGAAUAUAAUAUUAGCCAUCCGCCAGGGGCGUGGAAUGGGGUGACAAACGGAACCGAACCAGGGACCGCAGCAGGCAACUCAAACCGAUCCUACAACCAGCAUCUGAAUCACAGUGCGCUUAGGCGAACUGGGAGCCCUGGCAGUGGUGGGUCAAACCGAGGUCAAACUGAUACCAGCUCCGGGCUCAACAGCCCUGGUUCGGGUCGGGUACCCCAUGACAACGGGACGGUUUCUGACUUCGGUAGCCCUGGCUCCAGUUAUGGUAGCCCUGGCUCUAGUUUUAGUAGCGCAGGACCGGUGAGGUCUGGGGAAACUAAUAUUGCUUUAGAAAGCGGUAGUUCUGAGAUGGUAAGAAAAGUUCGAGUAUUGAAACAGGAGUCUGGUGGGCUUGGUAUCAGUAUCAAAGGAGGACAGGAGAACCGUAUGCCUAUCCUGAUUUCCAAGAUUUUCCCAGGACUCGCCGCGGACCACAGUCGGGCUCUUCGGGUCGGUGAUGCCAUUCUAUCUGUCAACGGCAACGACCUCCGUGAAGCAACUCACGUUCUAUCUGUCAACGGCAACGACCUCCGUGAAGCAACUCACGAUCAGGCGGUCCAGGCACUGAAAAAGGCCGGUAAAGAGGUUACACUCGAAGUUAAAUACAUUAAAGAAGUCAGCCCUCUGUUUAAGAAGCCCUCUUUGGUGGCGGACCUGCCCUGGGAUGGCGUGCGCCCUCAGUCCCCCAGCCUGAGUGGCAGCGAGGACUCGGGGUCCCCAAAACACAGGGGCACCAGGGACAAGAAGGUGAUCUCCCUGAAGAUGUGUUACAUCAGCCGCAACCUCACCAUACCAGACCUUGAGAGCAGGCUGAUUGAGCUGCACUCUCCUGACGGCAGGAACACGGUGGUCCUGAGGUGUAAAGACUCAGCCGCAGCACACUCCUGGUUCACAGCGAUCCACACCAACAUCGCAGCGCUGCUCCCACACGUCCUGGCUGAGCUCAACUCCAUGCUGGGCUCCAGCAACGCCAGCAGCAACAGGGAGGUCCGGCACGUCGGGUGGCUUGCUGAACAGAUAAAGCUGGAUGGAGGCCGCCACCAGUACAGGCCUGUUGUCAUGGCCCUGACGGAGAAGGAUAUACUGCUGUACGACAGCAUGCCCUGGACAAGAGAGGCCUGGGCAUCGCCAAGCCUGAGUCACCCGCUACUUGCUACACGACUGGUUCACUCUGGUUCUGCGCGAAGCUCGCCAGCACUUGGCUCAGAACUCGCCUUCGCCACCAGGACGGGCACCAGGCAGGGCAUCGAGGGGCACCUCUUCCGCACCGAGACCCACUGGGACCUGUCCACCUGGACUAGAAUGAUGGUCCAGGGCUGCCACAGUGCUGUAGAGCUCAUCAAGGAGGUCUCAAUGGCUUGCACACUGAAUGAACAGGAUGUCCGGUUGACAGUUCAUUAUGAGAAUGGAUUCACAAUCGCAAAGGAAGGGGCUGGACCUGGCAGCGGCAGCACUGUCCUCUACCGCUACCCCUUUGAAAAGUUAAAGAUGUCAGGAGAUGAUGGGAUCAGAAAUCUUUACCUGGACUUUGGGGGCCCUGAAGGAGAAAUGGCUCUGGAUCUUCAAUCUUGUCCAAAACCAGUUGUCUUUGUUGUACAUUCUUUUCUUUCUGCCAAAGUCACAAGGAUGGGACUGCUGGUUUGAGGGGUGACGAUAGCAACUGAUAAGUUGAUGGGAGUUUUUAAAUAUCUUUUUCUAAAACAAAAAAAGCACAAUAGUUCUGCAUUGGCAGAAGAUAGAAGUGAAAUCUGGAGCUUCUCCACCAUUGCAUGGAAUACUGAAAGAUCUGCAGCCACCCAUUGCAGAGAGUCCUUUCCCUGCUCACAUGUGUCCUUUACUGUGGGGAUCUUUCACCGCCCUGUGGGGGCACACUGUUCUCCUCUCCAAUAAACCCCUUCAAGGGUUAGGACACUCAGGCACUGCAUCAAGAAACUAAAGGGACUUGCUACACUUUGAAGAAUUGCUACUAUGGUAUUUCCAGCUGCUGGAUAUAAAAAAAAAAACACACACACACACACACACACAGCUGGUACCAACAUGUCAAAAGCAAAGUUACUUUGAAUAUACAGUCUAGUAUUAUGUUUGUAAGUUUUGAUUGCAACAAAUUUCAAUUUAUGCAUGCAUACAUUAUUGCAUUACUUUUACAUUAAAAUAUAAUUUUC
Messenger RNA from Polyodon spathula (Mississippi paddlefish), 2549 nucleotides. Its product is annotated as beta-2-syntrophin-like. The transcript has 7 exons. NCBI's taxonomy places the organism in Eukaryota, Metazoa, Chordata, Actinopteri, Acipenseriformes, Polyodontidae. The coding region runs from base 211 to 2031 and encodes 606 amino acids. Gene Ontology annotation, cellular component: dystrophin-associated glycoprotein complex; synapse; intracellular anatomical structure. The record is from RefSeq and is a predicted model, not a curated record. Gene Ontology annotation, molecular function: structural molecule activity; protein binding.